GACAUAUCUGUGAGGAUUAACGCAGAGGCGGGGUGGGAAAAAAAUAGGAAGGACUUCAAUACCAGCUGCGACUAUCCGGAUUACCCACUCAGCUGAAAAAGGGAAAACAAGCGACGCUUCGUGGACAUUUCUCCGUCCGGAGAGGAUGAGGUGACCGCCAGGAAACGGUGGAAAAGUGGUCGAAGUUGGAAACAGGGGAGGAGUGAAACGGACUCCACCGGGCCUGGACGGAUAUUUUGAUGUUGUCGUGUAAACUUCGCUGUCGACGCCGUUUUUAAAGCGGCGUUUUAGGAGCCGGAUUUCAGGCACACGAAGGUGAAUCCUCCGCGGAGCGAACCCCCCCUCCACCUCCACCUCCACCCUUCCCCGACAGUUGGUUCAUCUAAAAGCCCCGAUACAGACUCUGUUCACCGGAUACUACACGAAGAAGACCGGUUGUUUGUGCCGAUGCCAACGGCAGACUGCAGGUUGCUCCAUCAUGGCCGGAUCAUGAGGUGUUUGACUUAUCUGCUCCUACUUCCAGAAACACUGAAAAAGUCCAAGAAGGUCGGCAAGCUCCCGGGCAGGCUGCCGGUAUGUUAUGAGAUCCUGACUCUGUCCCUGACGAGCAAAAAGAAGCAGCAACAGAAGCAGGAGAAGGAGAAGAUGGCUGCGGAGCUGUACCCCGCCGCCAACACCAACAACACCAACCUGGCCAACGGCACUACGGUAGCGGACACCGAGAAGACCAAGGAGGUGCAGGUGAGCCAGGCUAGCAGCAGCAGCGCGGCGACCACCCCGACCACCCAGCAAAACAUCAACAACAACAACGUAGACCCACCCAGCUGGCAGUGCAGCCACCCAACACUGAGAGAGAGGAAUGCCUUGAUGUUUAACAAUGAGCUGAUGGCUGAUGUCCACUUUAUUGUCGGCCCUUUGGGGGGAUCGCAGAGGGUUCCAGCACACAAGUAUGUGCUGGCCGUGGGAAGCUCGGUCUUCUGUGCCAUGUUUUAUGGCGAUCUGGCGGAGGAGGAGUCUGAGAUCCAUAUCCCAGAUGUGGAACCUGCUGCUUUUCUAAUUCUGCUGAAGUACAUGUAUAGCGAUGAGAUUGACCUGGAGGCAGACACGGUGCUGGCCACCCUGUAUGCUGCCAAGAAGUACAUUGUCCCUGCACUGGCCAAGGCCUGCGUCAACUUCCUGGAAACGAGCUUGGAGGCCAAGAAUGCCUGCGUGCUGCUCUCCCAGAGCCGCUUGUUCGAGGAGCCUGAGCUGACGCAGCGCUGCUGGGAGGUGAUUGAUGCUCAGGCCGAGCUCGCCCUGUGCUCCGAGGGCUUCUGCGAGAUUGACCUGCAGACGCUGGAGAUCAUCCUGCGGAGGGAGACCCUAAACACUAAGGAGGUGGUGGUGUUUGAGGCGGUUAUGAGCUGGGCCACAGCAGAGUGCAAGAGACAAGGUUUGGGGCCCACCACUCGCAACAAAAGAGAUGUCUUGGGGAAGGCGCUGUUCUUAGUGCGCAUCCCCAGCAUGAGCCUGGAGGAGUUUGCAAAUGGGGCGGCGCAAUCUGAUAUCCUGACACUGGAGGAGACCCACAAUGUGUUCCUGUGGUACACGGCGGCUAAAAAGCCCACACUGGACUUCCCUCUGACCGCGAGGCAGGGCUUGGCGCCUCAGAGGUGCCACCGCUUCCAGUCCUCUGCCUACCGGAGCAAUCAGUGGCGCUACCGCGGCCGGUGUGACAGCAUUCAAUUCGCGGUGGACAAAAGGAUCUUUAUCGCUGGUCUGGGGCUGUACGGGUCGAGCGGCGGCAAGGCCGAGUACAGCGUCAAAAUCGAACUGAAGAGACAAGGGGUGACCCUGGCUCAGAACCUGACAAAGUUUGUGUCAGACGGGUCGAGCAGUACGUUUCCGGUGUGGUUCGAGCACCCUGUUCAGGUGGAGCAGGACGCCUUCUACACAGUCAGCGCUGUGCUGGAUGGGAAUGAACUGAGCUAUUUCGGCCAGGAAGGCAUGACGGAGGUGCAGUGUGGGAAGGUGACAUUUCAAUUCCAGUGCUCCUCUGACAGCACCAACGGGACCGGAGUACAGGGAGGACAGAUCCCCGAGCUUGUGUUCUAUGCAUAAGCUGCUCUGGACUGCUGAUGGAAAAUUAGGUUUAGCCUCGCCUCCCAGCCUUCAAAGUAAUGUAGCAUUAAAGACACUUGAGUAAUGUCACACUAAAUGGCCUGGUUAGUUCUUUGAGAGACUAUUUUAAAAGCAAAAGGAGCUGUUGUUUUAUCUUAUUUAAUUUAACAUUUUUUUUUUAUUUAAAUACUUGGUUAACGUUAUUUGCUCUGAUGCCUGUGUUUAAGGGCUGUGGCUGCUGUAGAAACAACAUUAAUACAGUGAUUUGUGGUUAUGUAUCAAGCUGAGCUCCACAACUGGAACAAGUAGGGACUGCUUCAAAUUGUGUAAUUGCAAGUCUAUAUACGAUGUUGUUACUAUAGUCCGAGCAGCGACAUUACACAAGGAGCAAAACUUUAUGUAGUGUUAUGAUUCUAAAUGCAAAAAAAAAAAAGUAGAAAUCUUGUCAAAAACAGAGUUGUUUUGCACUUCAGAGGAUGGCCUCAGAAACGUUGUCUUUUGUAAAAUACAAUUUAACUGUUAACGGCUUGAUGCUGUUAAAGACCAGAUGUGUUCUGUACAAGAAUGCUUAUACACCUGAUGGAAAAAAACAUAAAGGUUAUAAUGUGAUUGAA
Molecule: messenger RNA, 2714 nt
Organism: Thunnus maccoyii (southern bluefin tuna)
Lineage: Eukaryota; Metazoa; Chordata; Actinopteri; Scombriformes; Scombridae
Product: BTB/POZ domain-containing protein 6-B
Exons: 4
Coding region: 448-2100 (550 amino acids)
Biological process (GO): neurogenesis
Cellular component (GO): cytosol
Molecular function (GO): protein binding
Source: RefSeq, a predicted model, not a curated record